Colletotrichum orchidophilum is the source of this 3099-nucleotide messenger RNA. RefSeq names its product MCM2/3/5 family protein. Gene Ontology annotation, molecular function: ATP binding; single-stranded DNA binding; single-stranded DNA helicase activity. Gene Ontology annotation, cellular component: nucleus; MCM complex. The transcript is spliced from 3 exons. Gene Ontology annotation, biological process: double-strand break repair via break-induced replication; mitotic DNA replication initiation; DNA strand elongation involved in DNA replication. The record is from RefSeq and is a predicted model, not a curated record. The coding region runs from base 1 to 3099 and encodes 1032 amino acids. Lineage: Eukaryota; Fungi; Ascomycota; Sordariomycetes; Glomerellales; Glomerellaceae.
AUGUCUUCACCCUCGAAAAGGUCGACGAGAAGCUCGACGGCUGGAACUCCCCGUCGUUCUACGAGAAACAAUCCGGAUGCUGAUCGCAGUACCCCCGCGCCGGCAGACGAAGAGGCGCAACGCCCUGCAGAGACCCCUCGCACAACCCGCCGGUCCCAGCUUGCAUCCAGCCCUCUGUUCUAUGAAUCCUCCUCGCCGGCGCAAUCUAACAAUGGUCGUCGCAAUGCACCUGCCAAUGGCGAUGUUUCGUCUCCCUUGCGGAACAUGAGCAACAGUCAGAGCACCGCCGUUGGCCCUGCUCCCAGCUCACCGCUGCGUCAAGACAUUGACACCCAAUCCACCGGUGAUGGAGAUAGGACACCGCGUGCCAGCGGUAUGAUGAGGGAGUCGUCGCCUAUCCGAUACGAAGCUAGCUCCAGUCCGGGACCAUCGAUGCGGCCGCCUCAGUCAGACUUGCGCAGUGAGAGCAGUGGUCUCUUUGUCUCUGAUCGAGCAUCCCGUUCCCGCAGAGGUGAUAUCAACUCAGAAGGCAUCAGAACCCCCCGCCGCCGCAUUGUCUUGGAUCCCUCCGGCAGAGUGACCACAGAUGCGCCGGGCUCCGAUGCGCUUUCUUUCAGCAACCCAGACCCGAACACUUCAGAGGCAGAUCGCCUUGGUGGGACAGGAGAGAGUGCCAUCUGGGGUACCACGGUUUCUGUUGACGACACUUUUGCAGCCUUCAAGGAUUUCCUCAGGCACUUUACACGGAAAUACCAACUGUACAGAGAGGGCUGGAGUGAGGCAGAUGUUCAAAAUGCGCCCGACGCCGAGUCCAAACCAUACUGGGAGGCUCUUGAAAACAUGCUUCUUCUCGGUACCACUAGGCUCUACCUCGACGUCGCUGAUCUGAAUACCUACCCCCCGACGCGCAAGCUCUGGUACCAUAUCCAAGCCUAUCCGCAGGAAAUCGUCCCCAUCAUGGAUCAGUCGGUGAGCGACAUGAUGGUUGAGUUAGCAAGAGCCGAAGAUCAAAGACAACGUGCUUCUCAGAGCAGUGCUGGCGAAGCGGCCAGACGAAGCAAUACUGCACCCAGCUCCGACAUUGCCUUCCCGAGCUCAGACCAUGCCGGCUCUGACGCCCCGACACCUCGACCUACUCUGGAUCUCCCUUCGAAAGAGGACGAGGUUUCUGGCUUGCUAUUCAUGGUCCGACCUUUCGGAUUGGAGAAGACGACCAACCUCCGAGACUUGAACCCCUCUGACAUGGACAGGCUCAUCACCAUCAAGGGUCUGGUCAUCCGCACCACGCCAGUCAUCCCGGAUAUGAAAGACGCCUUUUUCCGUUGCAGUGUCUGCAAUCACUCAGUCAACGUUGGUCUCGAUAGGGGCAAAAUUCGCGAGCCCACCGAGUGCCCGCGUACUCGCUGCGCCUCCAAGAACUCCAUGCAGAUUAUCCACAAUCGCUGUGUGUUCGAUGACAAGCAGGUAAUCAAGCUUCAGGAGACCCCCGAUGCAGUUCCUGCUGGACAAACGCCCCACUCUGUCUCGGUUUGCGUGUACAACGAAUUGGUGGACUUCUGCAAAGCUGGUGAUCGAGUUGAGCUCACAGGCAUUUUCCGCGUCAACCCUGUGCGUGUGAACCCUCGUCAAAGGACCAUCAAGAGCAUCUACAAGACAUAUGUCGAUGUUUUGCACGUUCAAAAGGUAGACAAGAAGAGGAUGGGUGUCGACCCUUCUACCCUCGGCCUUGAAGGUGAAGAAGAAGAGACUGGCGGCGACAACAACCUUGCUGAAACCAAGAAGAUCAGCCCAGAGGAGGAAGAGAAGAUCAAGGAGACUGCCGCCAGACCAGACAUUUACGAUCUUCUUUCCCGCUCACUCGCUCCAUCUAUUUACGAGAUGGACGAUGUAAAGAAGGGAAUCUUGCUGCAACUUUUCGGCGGCACCAACAAGACUUUCACCAAAGGUGGCAGCCCCAGAUACAGAGGCGAUAUUAACGUCCUGCUCUGUGGUGAUCCUUCGACGUCCAAAUCCCAGAUCCUCUCUUACGUGCACAAGAUUGCUCCUCGCGGUGUAUACACCAGUGGCAAGGGUUCCUCUGCUGUUGGUCUCACUGCGUACGUCACGAGAGAUCCCGAGACUCGCCAGCUUGUUCUUGAGUCUGGUGCUUUGGUCCUGUCGGACGGGGGUGUUUGCUGUAUCGACGAGUUUGACAAGAUGUCAGAAUCAACUCGUUCCGUUCUCCACGAAGUGAUGGAACAGCAGACGGUUUCGGUUGCUAAAGCCGGCAUCAUCACCACCUUGAACGCCCGGACGAGUAUCCUGGCUUCCGCCAACCCGAUUGGCAGUCGUUACAACCCCGACCUGCCUGUGCCUCAGAACAUCGACCUGCCACCCACUCUGCUGUCUCGUUUCGAUUUGGUCUAUCUUAUUCUUGAUCGCGCUGAUGAGAAGAGCGAUGCUCGUCUGGCUCGUCAUCUGCUUUCCCUGUACUUGGAAGAUAACCCAGAUUCUGCCCAGCAAAAGGAAGACAUUCUCCCUGUUGAGUUCCUGACCACAUACAUCUCUUACGCCCGCUCUCAAAUACAACCUACUAUCGCCCAGGAUGCCGCUCAAGAGCUGGUCAACCAGUACCUCGAGAUGCGCAAGCUCGGCCAGGAUGUUCGCGCUGCAGAGAAGCGCAUCACUGCCACCACGCGUCAACUUGAAUCCAUGAUCCGCCUGUCUGAAGCUCACGCCAAGAUGCGUUUGUCUACAACCGUUGUUCGCGAGGACGUUAUGGAAGCCGCGCGCCUCAUCCGCUCCGCCUUGAAGACUGCCGCCACUGAUUCUCAGGGCCGCAUUGACAUGAGUCUCCUGACAGAGGGCACCAGCGCUGCCGAUCGCCGCAAGAAGGAGGAGAUCAAGAACGCCGUGCUUCACCUGCUUGACGAGUUGACUAGCAAUGGACAGACCGUCAAGUGGAGCGAGGUCGCACGGAGGCUCAGCGAAUCGGCAAGCGUGCCCGUCGAGCAGAGCGACUUUAACGAGACGAUGCGGACCUUGGAGAUGGAGGGUCUUGUCAUGAUCAGUGGUGACGGCGCGAGGAGAAGUGUCAGGAGAGUGACGGCGGUCGUGUAA